Messenger RNA from Coccomyxa subellipsoidea C-169, 1371 nucleotides. Its product is annotated as camp-binding domain-like protein. NCBI's taxonomy places the organism in Eukaryota, Viridiplantae, Chlorophyta, Trebouxiophyceae, Coccomyxaceae. The record is from RefSeq and is a predicted model, not a curated record. The transcript has 9 exons. Bases 1 to 1371 code for a protein of 456 amino acids.
AUGGUUGUUAUUAUUAUUAUUAUUCUCAAGCCGCACGGACUUGCUGAUCAGAGCAUAUACGAGAAGUAUAGCUGGGCGGUGCUCAAGGCUUGGUCUGAGACUGUCAGCGCCGGCUAUGGCGCCCAGGACCCAGUGACAGCAUUUGAUUGCUGGAUGACUACUGCAAGCCUCUUCUGGGGGAUGUGCAUUUGGACAUUCCUGGGAGGCAUAGUCACCACUCUCCUAAUCCACCUCAAUGCGGCCUCCUCGGAAUAUACCGCCAAGAUCACCGCUCUCAACCAAUACAUGGCACACCGGAGGCUGCCCCAGGUGUGUCUGUAUACUUGUGGGGACCUCAUCGCGAGCGUUCCCUUUUUUGAGGAUGCCGAGGAGGGCUUCACCACCUCGUUGGUCACACUGUUGCGCCCUGCGGUGUACUUGAGAGACGAUGUGGUGAUUAGGGAAGGGGAAGUAUCACGAGAGAUGUACUUCAUCAAGUCAGGCGCUGCACAGGCAAGCACCUCAAGCGGCCCUGUGGAGGUCAAUGGAAUGGUGGUGACGGUGUUGAAGAAGGGGUCCUAUUUUGGUGAGAUUGGGCUCUUGCGAAACUGCCGGCGCACAGCCUCCAUCCGUGCUCUCUCUCAAACCUGCGACCUAUUCGUGUUGAGCAAGGAAAAUUUUGACGGAGUGAUGAAAGACUACCCGGACUCCAGGAGGGCGAUGGACUUGAUCGCCGAGCACCGGCUGCGGACGCUGCACUCCAGCUCAGCAUGGCAGUUCAAGCAAGAUGCCCUGGGCGCCAAGAGCGUGAGUCUGGGCGCCAAAAUAGAGUCCGUCCUUGAGAUGGAUGACAUUGAAGGCGGUGACUCUGGGCAGCAGCCGCCCACGCCCACCCGCAUCCAGGCCACUAUCUCUAGCAGCUCUGCCCCUGUGCCAGGUAUCACCCGGGGCAACAGCCGCGCCGCGUCGGGCGGUCGCAGCGCGCCGGCAACGCCGUACACACUGCAGCGGACUAUGACGGCCGAUCUGGCGCGGCAGCAAUUUGCAGAAACGCCAUCCAGGGUCCACCCGCUGCGCCACGCCAGCUCAGCGACCUCGGAGGCUGCGCUGGCGCAGCAAGGGCAUGGCAUGCUUAGGCGUACUGCCAGCGCAGGAGACCUGUCAAUGCUGUCUUUGCAGCAGGGCGAUGCAGAUAGAAGGGCGCGGUCAGCUGCAGCGGAAGGAAGCAAUGCGCGAGAGAGGGGCGGCGCUGGUGUGCUAGGGAAGCUGAUGGGGAAGGUGGGCGGCGCUGGCAGGCAAGCAGCUAGGAGAAAUGACUUCAAAGCAUUUCUGGGACCUCCCGGGGGUCGCAGCGUGCCAGAUCAGGCGCCUACACCUCUGAGGCUGAAUUGA